CCGCUCGCCCGCCCGCCCGCCGUCCUGGGAAGUCUCGCGAUGCCGUAGCCCGGUGCUCCCGCUGCGGGAGGCGCAGGCUGUUGCUGUGGUUGCCUGAGUUGCUGCUGCGGCGGCGGCGGCAGUGCUGGUGGAGGUGUCGGCUCUUGGGCGGAUGUUGACAUUGUGUUGUUGUUAUUGCUGACGGUAAUGGCGGCGGCGACGGCCGGGACCCCGUCUCCUCUGUAGCCGACGCCGAGACAGCCCAGAGUGAACUCCGCGGCCUCGGAGCCCGCGGCAGCGACUCCCCUCAGCCUCCGCCGCCUUGCCAGCCCGUAUCCCGGCCUCAGCCCCUGGACAGGCCCCUUCGGGCAGGGGGCCUCGGAGGCUCAGGAUGGCGGAUUUCGACGAGAUCUAUGAGGAGGAGGAGGACGAGGAGCGGGCCUUGGAGGAGCAGCUGCUCAAGUACUCGCCGGACCCGGUGGUGGUCCGCGGCUCCGGUCACGUCACCGUAUUUGGACUGAGCAACAAAUUUGAAUCAGAAUUCCCUUCUUCAUUAACUGGAAAAGUAGCUCCUGAAGAAUUUAAAGCCAGCAUCAACAGAGUUAACAGUUGUCUUAAGAAGAACCUUCCUGUUAAUGUACGUUGGCUACUUUGUGGCUGCCUUUGUUGCUGCUGCACACUAGGUUGCAGUAUGUGGCCAGUUAUUUGCCUCAGUAAAAGAACACGAAGAUCGAUUGAGAAGUUAUUAGAAUGGGAAAACAAUAGGUUAUACCACAAGCUGUGCUUGCACUGGAGACUGAGCAAAAGGAAAUGUGAAACGAAUAACAUGAUGGAAUAUGUCAUCCUCAUAGAAUUUUUACCAAAGACACCGAUUUUUCGACCAGAUUAGCAUUUACUUUAUUUAUAGAGACUUUCCAAGUAUGUUGUCUUUCCAAUGGUGCCUUGCUUGGUGCUCUCCUGGUGGUGACAUAACAUUGGUUCUACAGAAUCGUGUGGUGUUUUUUUCCGUUUUUGUUUUUUUAAAUAACCGCAUGUUCUAAGUGUGCAUUUUUGUCAGACUUCGCAACAGUUAUUUCAUACAGAUGUUUAAUACUUAAGUUAUUGUGCUCUUUUAUGUUAUAUAUUCUGAUUUUCAAGGAUUACUUUUUUGUAUUAUCAAAAAAAUACAUUUGAACUUAGCAUAAAAAGUGGCCAGCCUUUUUUAUUUUACCACCAAGGUACACACAGUCCUUUAUUUAUUAAUUCCUUAAUAUAGAAAAAGACCUUUGUAAGGCUCUACUUAUCUAUUCUAGCAAGCACCCUCUUUGUAUUAUUUUUCUUGCUUUUUAAAUUUAUUGUCAUUAUUUUAAAAUAGUAAAUUUUCUUUCAUAGCUUUUUGAACCCUAACAUAUUCUUUCUCAUACAAUUCCUAAUGCUCUGUUUACAGCAGAAAUAUCUGUAACAUUAUGAAGACGUAUCAAAAAGUUUUGAAGGUAUUUCUGUCUUCAAAAGUAGUAAGGCAGGAUUAAAUUAUUUUCAUUAGAAUAGACAAAUCCCUGAAUGGUAUGCAUGCAUCUAAUGGUUACUAGAGCUCAGGAUCACAAAAUAUAGUAGCAUUACAAUCUGUAUAUUUUUGAUCAAGAUGAUAUUAAUAAUGGCCUUAUUUGGGUUAUUUUUUAUUGUUUAUCAAAUCUUGUAUACAAAAGUAUAGAAAUACUCCUUUAAAAAAUUUCUAAGGAAAAUAUUUGUCCCAGUCUAACACAACUGUAGAAUGGAUAUGUGUUUCUGAAAAGUUUUUGAAAGAAAGCAAAAGUUGUAGAAUUAAAUAAAGUAAGCUGGUGUUUAAUACCCCACUAAUAUUUAAAACAGAUUAUUACUAAGAAAUGAAGGGCAUAUUUAGUACUGUUUUAGUCCACUAGUUUGCUUUCAGUCCAGUUAUGUAUACUUUUUUGAUUGAGAGUGUGACAUACAAGUUUGAGUCAGAUCAGUUCGUUUCUUUCAAAUAUGUACAGACAUACACUUUUUUCUCCUUUUGGUUGUACAUAUCUCCAUGCAUUUUAAAACUUUCUAAAUUUCUGAAUGGCCUAUGUAUAAAUUUUUGUUUUUAUAAACCUGAAAUUAUACAAAUUUUGUGUGUGUCAAGAACUUGUUCCGUACAACUGUGGUAUCGAGCAAUAAUGUGAAUAACUUUUGAAAUUAUAUAAACUAUGCUUAAUUUGUAUUAAGAAUUGGUACCACUAUAUAAUACUUUUUUUUCCUUGUAUUAAAUCUUUUAAAUACCAGUUUCAUUAAUUUAUAUACCUGUAUUUUAAAAAAGUAUUUAUUUAUACUUCUCCAAAGUACUAUAAUUCUAUGUAAAUUUGGAUAGUUGAAUGCCAGUAUCUUAUAUCCUAUAUUGGACAUUAGGAACUGUCUUAAAAACCAGGACUUUUUUUUUUUUUUUUUUGGUCUGAGAUUUAUUUGUUUCCUUUGCCUCCCAAAACACUAACUUGAAUUUAUAAAACACUUUUCCUAUGAAAAGCUCAAAGUACAAAGGAUUCAUACACUUCUCACUUUAUUUACCUUGUGUCUUGGGUGUGUCCUAUCACCUUAAAGUAGUGCAAAUUAAAAGGUAAUGCUGUUCGGAAACUCUAGUAUUCCUCUGUGGUUUCCCUGUGACAGAUUAUUGUAUGGAGAACGCUAAUUCUGCCUCAGGAUUCCGAAAGAACAGAAAAAUAUGAUGACUGUGUAGACUAUGCAACACAGUUUUCCAAAUCUAAAAUUUUGUAAAUUUGUAAAGCACCAUAUUCAUCAGCUUUAUAGGAAGAACUAUACCUAUUUAGGCAUAAUUUUUUUCUCCUGUUAUUCUUCUUUAAAUUGUAAUUUUGACAUUAUUAUAUUCCCAUAAGAAUAUUGUAACAGUAAGA
Molecule: messenger RNA, 2864 nt
Organism: Balaenoptera acutorostrata (minke whale)
Lineage: Eukaryota; Metazoa; Chordata; Mammalia; Artiodactyla; Balaenopteridae
Gene: CHIC2
Product: cysteine rich hydrophobic domain 2
Exons: 6
Coding region: 371-868 (165 amino acids)
Source: RefSeq, a predicted model, not a curated record